ACUUCCAUCCAUAAAAAACACCCAACUUUUUCAACAUUUAAAUCGCCCCACUCUCGGGAUCCCGAUACCGUAGUCUAGUGGAUACUUCUUUUCUUCGAUCACCAUCUCUCCGUCCCGACAUUGUAGUCUAGUGAUACUUCUCUUCUUCGAUCACCAGUAAUCCGAUAAUUCAAAUAUAUAAAAAAACAUUUUAUUUACGAGAAAAAAUUAUGACCGGUUCUCCGAUUCUCGGGUUUUUAUUUGGGCCCGACAUACAUAGGCAUGAUUGGUGACAGGGGACCUCUUAUCCUGAUGCAGACUCUUGGCACCAACCACACUAUAUAUUAUUAGCUAGUGAGUGUACUCCUCACUAUCACUAUAGCUUAAAAAUUUGCUCUGUUCUUUAGUUUUCAAAUGGAGAUUCUGAAGCAUUGUGCUGCAAAGUUUAUUACACUGGUAGCAGUGUCACUAGCACUACUUGCAAAUGCAACAAAUGCUACUAGCAGUGGCUGUCAUUUCCCGGCCAUAUAUAAUUUCGGAGACUCGAACUCGGACACUGGUGGACUGUCAGCAGCCUUUGGUCAGGCUGGUGCACCUAGCGGCGAGACGUACUUUCAUCAGCCUGCUGGUCGUUACUGCGAUGGACGUCUAGUUAUUGAUUUUAUCGCAAAGAGUGUAGGGCUACCGUAUUUGAGUGCAUACCUGGACUCAGUUGGCUCAAAUUUCAGUCAUGGAGCCAAUUUCGCCACUGCUGGCUCAACGAUUAGGCCUCAGAAUACAACUCUACAUCAAUCUGGUUUCAGUCCUAUCUCUCUGAAUGUCCAGUGGUAUCAGUACAAUGAUUUUCAUCGUCGCUCUCAGGCUUUCCGCUCCCAAGGAGAGGUAUUCAAGAAAAUUUUACCAGCAGCAGAAACCUUCUCAGAAGGCUUAUAUACAUUCGACAUUGGACAAAACGAUUUAACUGCUGGAUUAUUCCUCAACAUGUCCACCAAUGAAGUUAAAGCAUUUGUCCCUGAUGCAAUAGAUCAGUUUAAUAACAUCGUGAAAAACAUCUACAGUCAAGGCGGGAGAUCGUUCUGGAUCCAUAAUACAGGACCGGUAGGGUGCUUACCUUAUGUACUGGAACGCGUGAUGAUCACUGCUGGAGAGAUAGACCAUGUUGGAUGUGCAGGCUCUAUCAAUGAUGUCUGCCAAUUUUACAACACGAAAUUGAAAGAAGCUGCAGAACAGCUCCGAAAAGAUCUUCCAUUGGCUGCUAUUACUUAUGUUGAUGUUUACUCUGUCAAGUAUGAUCUCAUCAGUCAUGCUAGCAGAUAUGGGUUUGCCCAUCCACUACGAGCAUGCUGUGGGCACGGAGGAAAGUACAACUACAACAGGAACGUCGGGUGUGGAGGAAAGAUCAAGGUAAACGGGACAGAAGUGCUGAUAGGAAAAUCAUGUCAGAAUCCAUCAGUGGUGAUCAACUGGGACGGCGUUCACUACACAGAAGCAGCUAACAGAUGGAUCUUUGAUCAAAUUGUAGAUGGUUCAUAUUCAAAUCCACCAAAUUCCUUGAAAAUGGCCUGUCGCGCAAGCUAGCUACAGCCUGCAGGUUCCGAAACUAACAUCUCAUGUUCCGGUUCUGAACUGAUAGAUUUGGCAGUGCUUGAUAACUUAUGAUUGAUAAUGAAGAUGUUAAUUGAAAUUCAAUUAAGACAGACAUUAUAUUGCAACCACAUAUAACAAAUUUACUUAAUUACGUUCGAUUUU
Messenger RNA from Daucus carota subsp. sativus, 1728 nucleotides. Its product is annotated as GDSL esterase/lipase At3g26430. The record is from RefSeq and is a predicted model, not a curated record. The transcript has 5 exons. Gene Ontology annotation, molecular function: hydrolase activity, acting on ester bonds. NCBI's taxonomy places the organism in Eukaryota, Viridiplantae, Streptophyta, Magnoliopsida, Apiales, Apiaceae. Bases 394 to 1557 code for a protein of 387 amino acids.